Musa acuminata AAA Group (dessert banana) is the source of this 5366-nucleotide messenger RNA. RefSeq lists its product as uncharacterized. The transcript is spliced from 5 exons. The record is from RefSeq and is a predicted model, not a curated record. Lineage: Eukaryota; Viridiplantae; Streptophyta; Magnoliopsida; Zingiberales; Musaceae. Bases 75 to 5186 code for a protein of 1703 amino acids.
GUCAGUAGCACUCAAAAGUGUCGUCUCUUUGAGGGGGAAGAGAGAGAGAGAGGACAUUGGCGAGAUCUUGGGAGAUGGAGGGCGAGGAGAACCGGAGGGAGCAGACGCCAGGGAGCGCGAGCCAUGGAGGUGGGAAGGUGUGCCACCGGUGCGGGUGGGUGUACCCCAACCCGCACCCCAGCAAGAAGCACCGGACGGCCCACCGGAAGCACUGCAGCGCGGCGGCCCCGGGGCUGUCGGAUGGAGCCGCCGACGUAGCCGCAGCCGUGGAGGUGAAGAAGGCGCCUCCUGAGCAGCUCUCCGAUGAGGACCCGAGGAAUGUGUCUGGAGAGGAGGUGGUGGAGGAGGAACCAAAGCCGGAGGGGGAAAAAGGGAGAGGAAUGGACCAAUCUGGAGUAGACGUCGAAGAACCGUGUAAAGGUGCGAUCUUGGAGGCUGGCGCCGCCGAUUAUUCUCCCGAAUCAGAUGCUUCAUGUCAUGGCAACAAGGUUCCGAGUUCUGAUGUGGAAUCAACGGCAAGUCAACUGGAUGACACAAUGCACUUGGACAACGAUUCAGUCACAUGCCGAGGUGAUAAGGUCUGUACAAUGGAAGGGACGGAUAGUUCAUCUGAGUCCCCUUUGACCAAAGGAUUUUGCCUAGAUGCUUUGAAGGAGGAAAUGGAUAAUGCUGCAGUUCAAAAUAUGGUAGAUAGUGCUACUGUUGAAGAUAAUAUAAUCAUUGGAAACUAUGUAGAAGACAAAUUAGAUAUGCAGAUUCCUGGCCCGCAGAUCCUACCUCAUGGUUCUUGUGCUAAUUCCUCGCUGACAGACUCUGAGUUUCAGAGGAUAGACAAAUCCAUGGAGUUUAGCAUUAUUGUAGAUCAAGCAAAUGCAAUAACCACACUGAUUUCUGGUCUUCCUGAUGAGGUUUCGGCAAAUACAAUGGAAUUUGAAUCAGUCAUCUGCACUUCACCAGAUGAGAAGACUGAUGUUGCAGGACAAAUCUCCCAAGUUCAACCAUUCUGCAAUGAUGGGCCAUCCAUGGGGUUUAGCAUGAUUGUAGAUCAAGCAAAUUCAAUAACCACGCUGAUUUCUGGUCUUCCUGAUGAGGUUUCGGCAAAUACAAUGGAAUUUGAAUCAGUCAUCUGCACUUCACCAGAUGAGAAGACUGAUGUUGCAGGACAAAUCUCCCAAGUUCAACCAUUCUGCAAUGAUGGGCCAUCCAUGGGGUUUAGCAUGAUUGUAGAUCAAGCAAAUUCAAUAACCACGCUGAUUUCUGGUCUUCCUGAUGAGGUUUCGGCAAAUACAAUGGAAUUUGAAUCAGUCAUCUGCACUUCACCAGAUGAGAAGACUGAUGUUGCAGGACAAAUCUCCCAAGUUCAACCAUUCUGCAAUGAUGGGCCAUCCAUGGGGUUUAGCAUGAUUGUAGAUCAAGCAAAUGCAAUAACCACACUGAUUUCUGGUCUUCCUGAUGAGGUUUCGGCAAAUACAAUGGAAUUUGAAUCAGUCAUCUGCAUUUCACCAGAUGAGAAGACUGAUGUUGCAGGACAAAUCUCCCAAGUUCAACCAUUCUGCAAUGAUGGGCCAUCCAUGGGGUUUAGCAUGAUUGUAGAUCAAGCAAAUGCAAUAACCACGCUGAUUUCUGGUCUUCCUGAUGAGGUUUCGGCAAAUACAAUGGAAUUUGAAUCAGUCAUCUGCACUUCACCAGAUGAGAAGACUGAUGUUGCAGGACAAAUCUCCCAAGUUCAACCAUUCUGCAAUGAUGGGCCAUCCAUGGGGUUUAGCAUGAUUGUAGAUCAAGCAAAUGCAAUAACCACACUGAUUUCUGGUCUUCCUGAUGAGGUUUUGGCAAAUACAAUGGAAUUUGAAUCAGUCAUCUGCAUUUCACCAGAUGAGAAGACUGAUGUUGCAGGACAAAUCUCCCAAGUUCAACCAUUCUGCAAUGAUGGGCCAUCCAUGGGGUUUAGCAUGAUUGUAGAUCAAGCAAAUGCAAUAACCACACUGAUUUCUGGUCUUCCUGAUGAGGUUUCGGCAAAUACAAUGGAAUUUGAAUCAGUCAUCUGCACUUCACCAGAUGAGAAGACUGAUGUUGCAGGACAAAUCUCCCAAGUUCAACCAUUCUGCAACGAUCCAUCCAUGGGGUUUAGCAUGAUUGUAGAUCAAGCAAAUGCAAUAACCACACUGAUUUCUGGUCUUCCUGAUGAGGUUUCGGAAAAUACAAUGGAAUUUGAAUCAGUCAUCUGCACUUCACCAGAUGAGAAGACUGAUGUUGCAGGACAAAUCUCCCAAGUUCAACCAUUCUGCAAUGAUGGGCCAUCCAUGGGGUUUAGCAUGAUUGUAGAUCAAGCAAAUCCAAUAACCACACUGAUUUCUGGUCUUCCUGAUGAGGUUUUGGCAAAUACAAUGGAAUUUGAAUCAGUCAUCUGCACUUCACCAGAUGAGAAGACUGAUGUUGCAGGACAAAUCUCCCAAGUUCAACUAUUCUGCAAUGAUGGGCCAUCCAUGGGGUUUAGCAUGAUUGUAGAUCAAGCAAAUGCAAUAACUACACUGAUUUCUGGUCUUCCUGAUGAGGUUUCGGCAAAUACAAUGGAAUUUGAAUCAGUCAUCUGCACUUCACCAGAUGAGAAGACUGAUGUUGCAGGACAAAUCUCCCAAGUUCAACCAUUCUGCAAUGAUGGGCCAUCCAUGGGGUUUAGCAUGAUUGUAGAUCAAGCAAAUGCAAUAACUACACUGAUUUCUGGUCUUCCUGAUGAGGUUUCGGCAAAUACAAUGGAAUUUGAAUCAGUCAUCUGCACUUCACCAGAUGAUAAGACUGAUGUUGCAGGACAAAUCUCCCAAGUUCAACCAUUCUGCAAUGAUGGGCCAUGCAAUUUGGAGAUUACUGAUGGUGAACUCUUUGAGACUCCUACUCAUUUAUCAGCAUGUGGUUAUCAGAUUGCAUUGCCUGCUAACUCACCAGUAAAUGGAAAUGACCCGGAGUAUCCGCAUUCAUUACCAAUAUCAUCAAACAUGCUUUUGGUUGAAUCUACCAAGGUGAAAAUUGAGUCUCUUGAAGACUCUGGGUUGGUGGAACCUGAUCUUACAAUUUGUGCAAAUGCUGAAGCAGGAAGCAACAUAGGUAGACAUGUGAUUGAUGAGUUGUCAGUUGUAGAAUCAGAUAAAAAUGCCAAAAGUAUUUCUUCAACCUUGCAAGUUAAUGUCAAUGAGAUGGAAAGGGAUGAGUCAAAAGAUGAACGCAACUGUCAGGACAUGAACAGUGAUAGGUCUCAGGUGGUCAAUGAAUUUGAAUUUGAAGUUGGGGCAUCAGCGAAUAAGUUUGAAGGUCCGAAAGGAGAAUCAGAUUGGCUUAAAACACCUGAACAAGUUCCAAGUGUAAACAAGGCAAUGGAUUUAGAUGAUCGAGUACCUAAUUCAUGUGAAACUUGUAACCUGUACAAAGGAAAGGGUACCAACCUAUCUCAUGAAGGAAUCUCAGCUGAUAAUUUGAGGGUUGCAGAUUCUGCUGUCUCGCUUUCUGGUAUGAGCCAAUUUAGUGCAACAUCUGAAAUAAGUAAUAAUAGUCAAAUUGUUAGACAAGGAACAACAGAAAUAAACAUUGAUGCUCUGGUUGAGGAUAAAAAUCUUGAAAUGUUUAAAGAAAAUAAUAUGGAUUUAAAAACAAAUUCUCAACCUGAAGGUCAUACCACAGAAUUGGAGCCUCCAACCAGAGAUGAUAUUGGAAGGACAGAAUUGCAGAACAACGAGGAUGUAAUUGUUGCAGAUAGUGUCUUAAGCUUAACCCAAGAGGAUUUCAGCUUCAGGUGUUUACGUAGUGUUUUGAAUAAUUACUUGGAUCAACAGGAUGUCCAAGAAACUCCUGUAGAAAGAUUCAAACAAAAUGCUGAUCUCGAUGAAACCAUUGAUCAGUCUCAGAGGCAAGCAGAAACUUUUUUCAAGGAAGAAAUUUCAGAGAAUGGGCUUCCUAGUGAGCAUUAUGAUAUACUGUAUCCCAACAAAGAUGAGACUAACAAAAUGGAGACUACAUGUGGAUAUCAACUGGAACUGCAGAAUGUUUUUGUGGUUGGAAGCAUUAACCAUGUGAGCAGUGACAAGAAUAACUCAUAUAACCCAUUUGUUACAGAAAUGGAUCAUGUGCCUACUGCUGAAAAAGAAUAUAGUCUUCUCACCAUACUCGAGGACGAACCAAACACAAAUGAACACAGUAAAGCUGGUUUGUGCCAUGAUGAUGAAGAAAUCCUUAAAACUGAGGAAUGCUCUGAAUCAAAAAUUGAUGUGCGAUCUUUUAUUGGAAAACCUGGCAAUGAUUAUGACUCAAAAACUAGUGAUAGAUCUGGAGUUGCUCCUAGCAUCUUUUAUCAGUCUUCAAAAGAGGAAGAUGUUCAUGACAAAUCUAUGCAACAAAAUGAGUUUUAUAUUGAAAUGGUAGAUUACUCGAUCAAUUCAAACAGCCAAACCGGCAACAUUGAUGCAGUUUCAGAAUCUGUUCCAGAUGGAGCAAUACCAUCCUUGAGUAGUGCAAUGGAGGAAGGGUCCAAUUUUGAUGCAGAAGUUUCACCACCCACAGAUUCUCUCGUCACUAGGGAUCUACACACUUCUGAUCCAACAACAGAAGGUGCUACUCACAAAAGCAAUCUCGAUCACAAUGAUACAUUGGAAGAACCUUCUGAUCCAGCAGCAGACUCUCUCGCCACUAAGGAUCUACACACUUCUGAUCCAGCAACAGAAAGAACUAUUCACAAUCUCGAUCACAAUGAUACAUUGGAAGAACCUUCCUUGAUACCCCUUGUGGAGCCAGAGCAGAAAUCAGAUUCUAUUGAGAACAAAUCAGUCCAUGAUUCCAAAGAUGAACCGGAAGGAAGAAAUAUCAAAGACGAGAACACUGCCGGCAAAGUGCCAGACUCGAAUGCUGGAAAACCACAUGUUAUGCUGAAGAAUCUCCUUGCUGAAGCAGAACUUGAGAGUAAACAGGAGGCAACCGGCAGCCAAGGGUACAAUGCAUCACCGUCGUCCAAGAGAAGUUGUGGGGGUUCACAAGAUGAUGGACAAUCACUGAGAACAGCAAUAUCCGAUGGGCCCCUCGAUACUCAAGCAGAUCACAGGGAAUGGAACUCUCCUGCUAGGCUCCCUGUGACCAAGCAUGAGAAGAAGAAAGCAAAAGGAAGGCAAUCUUGGGUACCAUUCAUUUGCUGUCCCUCUGUGAACUGAGUUCAUAUGCAGGAAAUGGAACAUUGUUGUCAUUCUCUAUCCUAUUUCUAUCGAAAAUGAGAUAUCAAGAUAUUGCAACUUAGUUGUAAGUAUUAGACCUAGAUAACAUGAUACUCUUCUUUUCGCUUUGUUUUUUUGUAAAAUCCAGUUGAUAAUUCACUCCAUUGUUAUUUGGCAUCA